This is a messenger RNA of Carica papaya (papaya), 1581 nucleotides long. RefSeq names its product isocitrate dehydrogenase [NAD] regulatory subunit 1, mitochondrial. Lineage: Eukaryota; Viridiplantae; Streptophyta; Magnoliopsida; Brassicales; Caricaceae. Gene Ontology annotation, cellular component: mitochondrion. The record is from RefSeq and is a predicted model, not a curated record. Gene Ontology annotation, molecular function: isocitrate dehydrogenase (NAD+) activity. Gene Ontology annotation, biological process: tricarboxylic acid cycle; isocitrate metabolic process.
UAAUAAUUGCUCGCCAAAAACCGAAAACCCUUCUUUCUGCCUUGCCUUCCGAUUGGUGCUCUUCUUCUUCUGGCUCUUCCAUGGUUGCAUCCCCUACUUACUCUCGCAAUCAAUUUAGCAAAUAAAAACAGAAAAUCCGAAUAGAAAAGCUUUUCCUUCGAUCCAGAGACGGGCUCUUCCAGCAAUCGGAAAAAAAGAAACGGAAAAUGUCUCGCCGGUGGCGUUGCCUCUCUCUCCUUAAACAUCUGACCUCAACAACGGCGAGAAACACGUCCCGACCUGAUCUCCAAACCCGAUCCGUCACCUACAUGCCCCGGCCGGGAGACGGAGCUCCACGUCCCGUCACUCUGAUACCCGGCGACGGAAUCGGGCCUCUGGUGACCAACGCGGUGGAGCAGGUGAUGGAAGCGAUGCAUGCGCCGGUCUACUUCGAGAAGUACGAGGUGCACGGGGAUAUGAAGCGCGUGCCGGAAGAGGUUAUCGAGUCAAUACGCAAGAAUAAGGUGUGCCUCAAGGGCGGUCUGAAGACGCCGGUGGGUGGCGGAGUGAGUUCGCUAAACAUGCAGCUGAGGAAGGAGCUGGACUUGUACGCCUCCCUUGUCAACUGCUUUAACUUGCCUGGUUUGCCCACGCGCCAUGAGAACGUGGAUAUUGUGGUGAUCAGAGAGAACACGGAAGGGGAGUACUCUGGGCUUGAGCACGAGGUCGUUCCCGGCGUUGUCGAGAGCCUCAAGGUGAUUACAAAGUUCUGUUCAGAACGUAUUGCAAAAUAUGCCUUUGAGUAUGCAUACCUGAACAACAGAAAGAAAGUUACAGCUGUGCACAAAGCAAACAUCAUGAAACUGGCAGAUGGUUUGUUUUUGGAAUCUUGCCGAGAGGUUGCUACAAAAUAUCCAAGUAUCAAAUACAGUGAGAUUAUUGUAGAUAACUGCUGCAUGCAACUUGUUUCCAAACCAGAGCAAUUUGAUGUCAUGGUUACUCCUAAUCUGUAUGGUAAUCUUGUUGCGAACACUGCUGCUGGUAUUGCUGGAGGGACUGGUGUCAUGCCUGGAGGCAAUGUUGGAGCUGACCAUGCCAUUUUCGAGCAAGGUGCCUCGGCAGGGAAUGUAGGAAAGGAAAAGAUAUUGGAACAAAAAAAUGCAAACCCUGUGGCUUUGCUUCUCUCAUCGGCCAUGAUGCUAAGGCAUCUCCAGUUCCCUUCCUUUGCUGAUCGACUUGAGACUGCUGUUAAGACUGUAAUUUUGGAGAGUAAGUAUCGGACCAAAGAUCUCGGUGGUACUAGCACCACACAGGAGGUUGUCGAUGCUGUCAUUGCUAACCUGGACUGAGAAUUCUUGGAAGAAUUCUUAUUUAAUGGGGAAGCGCGUCUGCUAAAAAUUUAGUUCCUUCCUUCUAUACCAGUAAGGGUUUGUUUUCCGGCCGAGUUGUCAGUAAUGGUGAUAUUCUUUUGAAAUAAUUUUUGAGAUAAUUGUAUGACACAGAACUUGUUGCAAUAAGAAGCAACUUGUCUUCACAACAAGUUUAUUUUGAAGUUGCCAUUUUUCUUCUUUAAAGAAGAGCACACUUGUGGUUGGACUAAAA